Messenger RNA from Colletotrichum scovillei, 2129 nucleotides. Its product is annotated as HET domain-containing protein. The coding region runs from base 160 to 1857 and encodes 565 amino acids. The transcript has 2 exons. The record is from RefSeq and is a predicted model, not a curated record. NCBI's taxonomy places the organism in Eukaryota, Fungi, Ascomycota, Sordariomycetes, Glomerellales, Glomerellaceae.
UAAACGUGUUCUUGCCGCUUAGUCAUCUAACCAUGAGCUUCCAAGUGAUCAGGCUGUCCUAACUUACUGGAUGCCUGGGAUACCCCUCAUCCCAAACACACCUCACUUCUUUACCCUGAAGCUCAGGGUGGCCUUCUCAUUAUAUAGAUGUGAGCUUCUAUGGUGAGUGCCACCAUCUGUCCAGUCAUGCGUCUGAUUAAUACGGCGACACUGGAGCUCGAGGAGUUUAUUGACCAUACCCGCACCCCACCGUACGCCAUUCUUUCCCAUGCAUGGCAGGACGGAGAAGUUUCGUUCCAAGAAUGGAACCACCGUGAGACUAGGAUAGGAAAGAAAGGCUUUCUCAAGGUCGAAUCGUUUUGCCGGCUGACCUCGCAGGACGGAUACACCCACGCUUGGGUAGACACCAACUGCAUCGACAAGCGUAGCUCCGCCGAGUUAUCUGAAGCUAUCAACUCUAUGUUUGCCUGGUACCGAGAAGCAGCGUUUUGUUACGUUUAUAUGGCCGACGUAUCAAUCUCAGGCACGACCAUUGAUCAGCGCGACCUAGAGAUCCAGUUUCUAAACAGCAAAUGGUUUACUCGUGGUUGGACUUUGCAAGAGCUCAUUGCUCCCCGCCGCAUUCGCUUCUUCGCUCAGGAUUGGGGAUUCAUUGGAACAAAGCAAAGCAUCACAUUCUCUUCCGAGUUCAGCAUUGCCAAAGUCAUGUCUUGGGCGGCUGACCGUGUUACAACUCGCCUCGAAGAUCAAGCAUACUGUCUCCUUGGUCUCCUCAAUGUCAACAUGCCUCUUCUCUACGGAGAAGGCGGCAAGGCUUUCUUCCGGCUUCAAGAGGAAAUAAUCAGAGUCUCUGACGACCAGAGCAUCUUCGUCUGCGACAUACCCGCCCUGUCUAUGACGGCACCUUUGGCCAAUUCACCUGCGCUCUUCGCUGAUUCUCUGGACGUCGGCCGCAGGCCCCGUCCGAUAGCUCCGAUGGACACAAUGCCACAAUUGCAUACGAUGACCCACGCUGGUCUUUCGAUAUCUUUGCCAUUAAUCCAGACUUUGUCACCCCAGUUUGUUCUGGGCGUUUUGAACUGCAGAACGCUUCAGGGGUCUAUCGACAACUGUAUUUGCCUACCUUUAUCAUCUCACUUCAGCCGUUACCGGCAACAAUACACUCGAGUAUCGCUCCCUGGCCCAUGGAUAUCACUGAGUUUUUCUUCGGUUGAAUCUUUUCUUCCCUGGCAUGGAGAAAAUGCGGCUCGUGCCUGUGGCUGGCGCUCAGAUCUUACACCCGAAGAAUCAACGAACAUCAUGAUCUCCAUGCUACGUCCCCUAGAAAGGGAACACCUCUCCAUGCAUAUUUUCGAACCUGUCAAGCGAAUGGCGGGAGGGAGCGCAAGGGCUUUUUGCUUCGUAACGUUCCCGUGUGGCCUCUUCGGCCAUCGUCUUUACGCCUCAGACCCCCCUGAGACAGUGGACCAGCAGAAUAGUAUGAUGGUCAUGCUUGGCCAAGAUGUUUUUGAUGAAAAGGGCCGUGGCCUACUUGUAUUCAGAGCAAAGGGUCCCGCAUAUGAUACCGGCCGAUACACAGGUAUCUAUCUCGAAGCGGCACUGAAGAACGAUGGUGCCUUGCAAGAUUGGCCUCGAGCAUGCCGCGUGUUGCAGAAUUGGAAUCCCCAUGACGGUCUUGACGCGGCCGUUGAGCUCAACAAAAGCUUUCCACCUAGUCAAGCAAGCUGGGUUGGAAAUAUGAUGGUAAUGAUGAGGACCGUGGUACCAGUCAAACCUGCUUACACAGCAUCAAUGAAAGUCGUGUUAGUGGUGGAAAUCGUCUUCGCCACGGAUAACGUUCGAUAUCCUGGAAGAUAAGAGGGUUUUCUCACUUAUUGAUGGGAACGUCGCAGUACAGCAGAAUGCUGUGGGACUCGGGCGAGUCUGGGUGAGCUUUAAUGCCACCUUCUCGCAGAAACUGGCACCAAACCAAGGGUGAUGGAACCUGUUGAAUACAAUUGUCUAAAGUCAAGUCUCGAUGUCACAAUACAGAGGACAAAAGAAAUGGAAGAAUUCCAGUUCAAUUGAACAGAACAGACUACUUAUGCAGCGCAGCUGCUCCGGCAGCUCAGCUAACCAUUCUGUCUCCG